This is a messenger RNA of Vombatus ursinus (common wombat), 2638 nucleotides long. It is a transcript of the gene SGSM3, whose product is annotated as small G protein signaling modulator 3. Gene Ontology annotation, molecular function: protein binding. The transcript has 22 exons. NCBI's taxonomy places the organism in Eukaryota, Metazoa, Chordata, Mammalia, Diprotodontia, Vombatidae. The record is from RefSeq and is a predicted model, not a curated record. Bases 67 to 2511 code for a protein of 814 amino acids.
CGGCAGAGGCGCCCCACAAGGCCACGCGGGCGGGGUCUGCAGACGCUUCCCAGCCUUUUCAGCAGAAUGUCAGGGAGCCAUACCCCUCCUGCUGGGGGCCCCUUCUCGGCCCUGACCCCAAGCAUGUGGCCUCAGGAGAUCCUGGCCAAGUAUUCCCAGGGGCCUGGACUGCCCUGGAGGCCUUCCCCUUCUCUGGUCUCAGUGAAGGGCAGGAGAGAAGAGGCAGGGACGAGGCCAGCCCCGGAGGCUGGGACUGGACUGAGGAGAGGCUUUGGGUCUGAACGUGUUCCCUGUGGACACUUUACGGAGCCAGCGGCUUCGAAGGAAGAGCUGGUAGAGCAGCCAGAGUUCCAUUACGAUGAGUUUGGUUUCCGGGUGGACAAGGAAGAUGGUGCUGACCCCAACUCCAGCAAGUGCCUGGGUGUGCCCCUGACCGAAGAGCCCCAGCAGAGGCUGAGGUGGCAAGCCCACCUCGAGUUCACCCACAACCACGACGUGGGAGACCUCACCUGGGACAAGAUCGAGGUGUCCCUGCCCCGCUCGGACAAACUCUAUUCCCUGGUGCUGGGCGGCAUCCCGCACAGCAUGAGGCCCCAGCUGUGGAUGCGCCUCUCCGGGGCCCUGCAGAAGAAGCGGAGCUCCGACAUGGCCUAUCGGGACAUCGUCAAGAACAGCUGCAACGACGAGACCAUCGCGGCCAAGCAGAUCGAGAAGGACCUGCUUCGCACCAUGCCCAGCAACGCCUGCUUCUCUACCAUGAACAGCGUCGGGGUGCCCCGGCUGCGCAGAAUCCUGCGAGGACUCGCUUGGCUCUACCCCGAGAUCGGCUACUGCCAGGGCACUGGCAUGGUGGCCGCCUGCCUGCUGCUCUUUCUGGAGGAGGAGGACACCUUCUGGAUGAUGUGCGCCAUCAUCGAGGACCUGGUGCCCGCCGCCUACUUCAGCACCACCCUGAUGGGCGUCCAGACGGACCAGCGGGUCCUGCGCCAUCUGAUCGUGCAGUACCUGCCGCGGCUGGACGCGCUGCUGCUGGAGCACGACAUCGAGCUGUCCCUCAUCACCGUGCACUGGUUCCUCACGGCCUUCGCCAGCGUGGUGCACAUGAAGCUGCUGCUACGCAUCUGGGACCUGUUCUUCUACCAGGGCUCGCUGGUGCUCUUCCAGACCACGCUGGGCAUGCUCCGGAUGAAGGAGGACGAACUGAUUCAGUCGGAGAAUUCGGCCUCCAUCUUCAACACACUGUCGGACAUCCCUUCCCAGAUGGAGGACGCGGAGGUGCUGCUGGCUGAGGCCAUGCGCCUGGCGGGCUCCCUGACCCACGUGGCUGUGGAGACCCAGCGGCGCAAACACCUGGCCUACCUCCUCGCUGACCAGGGCCAGCUGCUGGGCCCCAGCGCCACCGGCAACCUCACCAAGGUGGUGCGACGCAGAACCCAGCGCAGGAAGUCAGGCAUUGCCUCCCUGCUGUUUGGGGACGAGGACCUUGAAGCUUUGAAGGCCAAGAACAUAAAGCAGACAGAGCUGGUGGCCGACCUGCGCGAGGCCAUCCUGCAGGUAGCCCGCCACUUCCAGUGUGUGGACCCCAAAAACGGCAGCGUGGAGCUGACCCCAGACUAUACCAUGGAAAGCCACCAGCGGGACCACGAAAACUACGUGGCAUGUUUCCGCAGCCAGCGGCGCCGGGCGAAGGCCCUGCUGGACUUUGAGCGCCAUGAUGAUGAUGAGCUGGGCUUUCGAAAAAACGACAUCAUCACGAUCAUAUCACAAAAGGACGAGCAUUGUUGGGUGGGGGAGCUGAAUGGACUGAGAGGUCUGUUCUGUGCCUCUCCCACAGGCUGGUUUCCUGCCAAGUUUGUGGAGGUCUUGGACGAACGCAGCAAAGAGUAUUCUGUGGCUGGAGACGACUCCGUGACAGAGGGUGUCAUGGACCUGGUGCGAGGGACCCUCUGUCCUGCCCUCAAGUCAAUAUUUGAACACGGUCUGAAGAAACCGUCCCUGCUCGGGGGCCCGGGCCACCCGUGGCUGUUUAUUGAAGAGGCGGCCGGCCGUGAAGUGGAGCGGGAUUUCGACUCUGUCUACUCUCGACUAGUUCUCUGUAAAACCUUCAGGUUAGAUGAAGAUGGAAAAGUCCUCACCCCGGAGGAGCUGCUCUAUCGGGCCGUUCAGUCCGUGAACAUGACCCACGAUGCUGCCCACACUCAGAUGGACGUCAAGCUCCGCUCGCUCAUCUGCGUGGGUCUCAAUGAACAGGUGCUGCACCUGUGGCUCGAGGUGCUCUGCUCGAGCGUGGCCACAGUGGAGAAGUGGUACCACCCGUGGUCCUUCCUCCGAAGCCCAGGCUGGGUCCAGAUCAAAUGUGAGCUUCGAGUCCUCUGCUGCUUUGCCUUCAGUCUCUCUCAGGACUGGGAGCUUCCCAUCAAGAAAGAGGAGAAGGAAAAGAAACCCUUGAAAGAAGGCGUGCAGGACAUGCUGGUGAAACACCAUCUCUUCAGCUGGGAUAUAGAUGGGUGACCCCCUGGGGGGAGGAGGAGGGCAGAGCCGGCCAAAACCCUCUUUUAAUAACAGAGCCAGGGAGGAUGAAGCAACAGUGAUAGGACCUUUAUUCUUUUGGUUUAUAAAUAAACAGCAUAUUGUGAAA